AGAGGGUUCAUAAUAAGAUACGAAAACAAUAUAAAAAACAGUUACAACAAAAACUAACUGUUUGUUUUAGAUUAAAGAUGUCUCAUGCGAGAGACCCUCUUGUUGUAGGGAGAGUUGUACCUGACGUUCUUGAACUUUUCACGAGAUCGAUCUCUCUAAGGGUUACUUAUGGUCAAAGAGAGGUGACUAAUGGCUUGGAUCUAAGGCCUUCACAAGUUCUCAACAAGCCAAGGGUUGAUAUUGGUGGAGAAGACCUCAGGAACUUCUACACUUUGGUUAUGGUGGAUCCAGAUGUUCCAAGUCCUAGCAACCCUCACCUCCGAGAAUAUCUCCAUUGGUUGGUGACUGAUAUCCCUGCGACAACGGGAACAAACUUUGGCAAUGAGAUUGUGUCGUACGAAAGUCCAAGGCCAACCUCAGGAAUUCAUCGUAUCGUGCUGGUAUUGUUCCGACAGCUCGGAAGGCAAACAGUGUAUGAACCAGGGUGGCGCCAAAACUUCAACACUCGUGAGUUUGCUGCGAUAUACAAUCUUGGCCUUCCCGUGGCUGCGGUUUUCUUCAAUUGUCAGAGGGAGAGUGGCUGCGGAGGACGAAGAAGUUAGAUGGUUUCAUCAAUUGAUAUUGCAUACUCUUGUGAGAUUGGUGCAUCUAUAGCAUUAAAAUAACCAAUUUCUAAUCCGAGUAACGAACGGUGAUGAUUACUAUAGUAGCUGAAAGUAUGUAUUGAAUAAACGAGAGAGGGAGGAAUAUGACUGUGUUUUUAUUAUAUGGUGUGUGAUGCAAUAUAUUUAUAUCAUUCUGCAUGAAAUAUAUUUUUAUAUAGCUACG
Eutrema salsugineum is the source of this 828-nucleotide messenger RNA. Its product is annotated as protein FLOWERING LOCUS T. The record is from RefSeq and is a predicted model, not a curated record. The transcript has 4 exons. Lineage: Eukaryota; Viridiplantae; Streptophyta; Magnoliopsida; Brassicales; Brassicaceae. The coding region runs from base 78 to 602 and encodes 174 amino acids.